CUUAUGAUACAAGAAAUGGAAAAUAUACGCGGUGAAAUCGCUGCUUUGAGAACGCAAACGAAUAUGUUGAACGUUAGAUCUCAAUCAAAUACACGACCAGUGAGUAGUUCCAAAGAUUUACCCAGUUUAGCUAAUCCGACUAGGGUGAAGAAAUUGACGAAGUUUUUUGGAGAUGAGCCGCCAUUGUUAAGGUUGUUUUUAAGGAAAUUAGGUUACGAGAAAUAUGCUAACGUUUUCGAAAAUGAACGAAUUGGAAUGGUUGAAUUACCUUAUUUAACUGAAGAACGUUUGCAAAAAAUGGGAGUACCUCUUGGUCCAAGAUUAAGGAUAAUGCAGGAAGCGCAAAUUUCCGUUUGCAAAGAUAACACACUUUGUAUAGUAUAAACGUUUUUGUAGCAUAUGUAAAUACCUAAAUGGCGGCUCGAAAUAAUCUUUAAUUCAAAUUUAAGUUUAUUUUAUUAUUUAUAUAAAAAAAAUUUGAAAUGAUUUAAUUUUAAGUUAGAAUUUGUAAAUGUCGAUUUGCAUGUAUUAAAUAAUAAUAAGGUUUUUAUUUAUUUUCUUUUUAUUGCCAACAGUACCAAAGAUUUGUAUGGAAUAAUUAAAACUUGGGCUGAUUGUUUUUUUAUUAUAUCAAAUGCAAUAAAUUUACUUAUUAAAUUAAAAA
This is a messenger RNA of Onthophagus taurus, 664 nucleotides long. The record is from RefSeq and is a predicted model, not a curated record. NCBI's taxonomy places the organism in Eukaryota, Metazoa, Arthropoda, Insecta, Coleoptera, Scarabaeidae.